AUGGAGAAGCACAUUUUCUUACUGAUUCUUCUACUUGUAAUUCAAUAUUACUCUGUUGCUUCCUCAAAUGAGACUGACCAACAAGCUCUACUAGCUUUCAAAAAUCUUAUUACAAGUACUAAUCAUUUUUUGGCCAAUAAUUGGACCAAAAAUACUUCUUUUUGCUCUUGGUUUGGUGUCACUUGUAGUUCAAAAAGGCAAAGGGUUGUGGCCUUGGCUCUUCCUAAUUUGCAAAUUCAAGGCACAAUUUCCCCGUCUUUGGCCAAUCUGUCCUUCCUCAGUGUUCUCAAUCUCGAGAACAACAGCUUCCGCGGUGGCAUCCCUUAUGGACUUGGCCACUUGCCUCGCUUGCGGGUGAUUGAUAUUCAAAACAAUCAGCUCAACGAAAGUAUACCAACAAGUCUAUUUCAAAACCGGAGAGUUCAAGUAAUUUCAUUGGCUUUCAAUGAACUCAGUGGUGAAAUGUGGAGAGGGCCAUGGUAUGUACCCGAACUCAGAGUCUUAAAUCUCAGGAACAAUAGUCUUGUCGGUAUAAUCCCUCCUUCUGUUGGAAAUGCCACAAAAAUGAUGAACUUCAGUUUGUCUGGGAAUAGAUUCAGCGGCAACAUUCCUAAGGAGGUCGGUAAUCUGAGCCAACUUGCAGACAUGUCCUUGACUGAUAAUCAGUUAACAGGUUCCAUUCCCGUAGAACUGUGUAAUAUCUCGUCACUACUGUACAUACAUCUGCGACACAAUAGCCUUUCUGGCCCUCUCUUGCUUGAUCAAGGGAAUAUUGUAUCAAAUCUGGAGCAUUUAAUUAUAUCUUUCAACCAAAUUUCUGGUUGCAUUCAUUCCAACAUAUGCCAACUCACAGAGCUCAAAGUAUUGUCCAUAGUUUACAACAACAUAACUGGAGAAAUACCCAGAAAUAUUGAUUGUUUAUCCAAACUCGAGAUGUUUCUUAUUGGUGGUAAUCCAAUUAAAGGGACUAUCCCCACUUCAUUGGGAAAUAUUUCCACUCUGCAAUAUCUUUAUUGUGGAGAAAAUCACAUAGUAGGGAAAAUUCCUCAAGAAUUAGGGAAGCUAUCAAAGUUGAGGGUAUUAUUCAUUGAGGACAAUUCUAAUCUUAUUGGUCAAAUUCCAGAGGCUAUUUUCAACAUAUCUUCUUUGGAAGUGAUUGCUUUCAGUUUCAAUAACCUCUUGGGGAGAAUUCCAACCACUACAGGUCUUCAUCUUCCGAACCUUAAAGAACUUUACUUGGGAGACAAUCAGCUUGAAGGGGAAAUUCCAUUGUUCAUAACAAAUGCUUCCAAGCUUGAGAAACUGGAGCUAAAUGAUAACUUUCUGUCAGGAACUAUUCCUACUAAUUUGGGAAAUCUUCAUGAGCUGCGAUAUCUCUUCCUACAUCAUAAUCAACUAACCAAUGAACCAAGAGAGCGUGAGUUGUUAUUCUUCAAUUCAUUGGCGGACUGUAAGAUGUUGAAAUAUCUACAAGUGGGUUUCAAUCUGUUGAAUGGCGUUCUGCCAAAUUCUAUUGGGAAUCUUUCAUCUACUAUUCAAAACUUUCAUAUAGGACAUGCACACAUCAACGGCCUCAUCCCCACAGAAGGAGAAGUUCCAUCAGAUAUUGGAGAAUUGAAAGCCAUUGUAGGACUAUAUCUUUGCAGUAACCACUGUUCAGGCGUGAUACCAACCAGAUUCGGGGAACUCCAAAACCUGCAGUAUCUUGACCUAUCCAACAAUUCAUUUUUUGGCCAAAUUCCAUUAUCCUUUGCCAACUUGAUGAGCUUGGAAUUCUUGAAUUUGUCUUCAAAUGCAUUGUCAGGUACUAUUCCCAAGUCUUUGGAAAAACUCUCAUACCUUAAAAACAUUAAUGUUUCAUUUAAUGAUUUAGAAGGUGAAAUACCGAGUGGUGACGUGUUUGCAAAUUCCACUCUGCAAUCAUUUCUCGGGAACAAAGGUCUAUGUGGAAUGCACAUAUUGGAGAUUCCUGCUUGCGCUAUCAAUAAUCCUGGAAAACAAUCAAAGCUUAAGGAGGUUGUGCUAAAAAUUGCUACUCCAGUGGUUAUUUCAUCCUUGAUGAUAUUCUUGUUGGUUUCAAUUUGGAUAAUGAAACGACAGAAGAAAGGAAAGUCCAAAGAUGUUGAAAAGGUACCGGAGAUCAGGACUCAUCAAUUAGUUUCUUAUCACGAGAUUCAACUAGCAACAAAUAAUUUUGAUGAAUCAAAUUUAAUUGGUGUGGGAGGUUCUGGCUCUGUGUACAAAGGCACAUUAUCUGGUGGAACUUUGGUGGCCAUUAAGGUUCUGGAUUUGCAAAGUGAGGAAGUAUGCAAAAGGUUUGAUACCGAAUGCGAAGUGAUGAGAAAUAUCAGGCACAGAAAUCUUGUUCCGGUGAUUACUACUUGUUCUAGUGACUACAUAAGAGCCUUUGUUCUGCAAUAUAUGCCCAACAGUAGUCUUGAUAAUUUGUUGUACAGAGAAGAUCAUCACUUGAACCUUCUUCAAAGAGUCACCAUAAUGCUUGAUGUGGCUAUGGCAAUUGAAUAUCUGCAUCAUGGUAAUGAUAGUCCGAUAGUUCAUUGCGACCUAAAGCCAGCCAACGUUCUUUUGGAUGAAGAUAUGGUGGCUCAUGUUGGUGAUUUUGGCAUCUCUAAAAUUUUAGCUACAAGCAAGUUCAUGGCACAUACCGAGACAUUAGGCACUCUUGGAUAUAUUGCACCAGAAUAUGGCUUGGAAGGAAUAGUGUCCAUUAGUGGUGAUGUUUACAGCUAUGGCAUCAUGAUGAUGGAGGUAUUGACAAAAAGACGACCAACUGAAGACGAGAUAUUCAAUGAAAUUCUUGGCUUGAGGCAGUGGAUUAGACGAGCAUUUCCUGGGGCAAUUAUGGAAGUCGUGGAUGUAACUCUUUUUCAUGAGGACGAACAUGUCAAUUUCAAAAGUGAAAUAUGCAUAGCCUCCAUGAUGGAAUUGGCUUUGAAUUGCACGAAGGAAAUGCCAGAGUCAAGGAUAACUAUGAGAGACAUAGUCAAGAGGCUUAACAAAAUCAAGAACACAUUUUUGGGAACAUAGAAAUUAGCACCUCUUAAAGUGGUGUUCUCUUUUAGUAGCAAGUUACUAUGUUG
Molecule: messenger RNA, 3101 nt
Organism: Solanum stenotomum
Lineage: Eukaryota; Viridiplantae; Streptophyta; Magnoliopsida; Solanales; Solanaceae
Product: probable LRR receptor-like serine/threonine-protein kinase At3g47570
Exons: 5
Coding region: 1-3048 (1015 amino acids)
Biological process (GO): protein phosphorylation
Molecular function (GO): ATP binding; protein kinase activity; protein binding
Source: RefSeq, a predicted model, not a curated record